This is a messenger RNA of Columba livia (rock pigeon), 10713 nucleotides long. It is a transcript of the gene RBM20, whose product is annotated as RNA binding motif protein 20. Gene Ontology annotation, cellular component: nucleus. Gene Ontology annotation, molecular function: zinc ion binding; mRNA binding. Gene Ontology annotation, biological process: regulation of RNA splicing. Lineage: Eukaryota; Metazoa; Chordata; Aves; Columbiformes; Columbidae. The record is from RefSeq and is a predicted model, not a curated record. The transcript has 14 exons. Bases 3400 to 6771 code for a protein of 1123 amino acids.
UCCCCGGCGGCGAUGCCCCCCUUCCCUCCCCCGCGCCCAGACUGACAGCCGGGCGGGCGGAGGGUCGGCCCGGCACCGGCCCUGGCCGAGCGCUGCUUCGCGGGGCUGAGCCUCCUCUUCGGCGCAACGGCCGUCCCCGCUAAUGCGGGGCACGUAUCCCAUUAAAGACCGGCACCGGUCCCGCAUCCCAGCAGAAAUUUACUGCCCGAAAAGCCGCUCGUGUCGGUCCUCCGGAGGUUCGCCCCGGCACCCCGUCUCCUCCAGGCAGCGGGUCGCUCGGUCGCGAAAGUUUUUCUUCUCCUUCCCGUGGUCGCCGCCGUGUGCCGGGCCCGGCAGCCGCUCCUCUGCUUGCGGGCUCGGGGGUCUCCUGGGGAGAGGGGUCGUGUUGUGCCCGGAGCGAUCGCAUCUCUGCAAAACUGUCAGAGAAAAAGUAUACUGUGCAUGCGUGGAAGGCUUAUUAACGGGAGCAGUGAUGCUAACGGCAUUUUGCUGUUUUCGUUUUCUACCUGGAAAGGGAGAGGGAAAAGUACUUUUGCCACAUAGAUGCAGUAGUGUGAGCGAUACUUUUCUGGCUGAGAAGCUUGAAGACAAACCGAAUACUCCAUAGUUAGUACGUGAAGCCUGAGUAACACAUAAGUUGUUCCGUGCUGAUUCAAGAUGGUUGCAUGCACUGUAUCUACUUUUUCACAAAUCGUAACAGGUUAAAAGAGAUAGAGGCUUUUCACAGACCAGUGAAUCUACUAACGAACGCCCCGUUAUGGAGCCGUUAGAAUUUGCCUUCUAUUACUUUAAGAUUUGCUGCUUGGCUUGAUGAGCAGGACGCUGCGCAGUGGCGCAGGUUGAGAAACGCUUUUGUCAUGAUGUCCCAGGCCACCAACCGGCCUGAGCCUGUGUCCGGCCGCCGAGCAGGGCGACGGUGUGACAAAGCAGGGCCGGGCUGCGGCGGGCUCGCUGCGGGCCUUGCGCCGCUUCACUGCGACAGCCCCUCGGGAAAGGCGCUGCCUGAGGCUUCGCCUUUACCAGUUUGUCAACAAAACCCAGCAAUGUGACUAACGGAGGACUUUAUUCCAAUCCUCUCACUUGUAUUUUCAAAAUACAUACAUACAUGUAUAUAAAUAUAUAUACGCGUGUGCGCUUUAUCUGUACGACAAACUUAGAGUAUGACUUAUUUUAAGUUAGGAAUUGCGUUAUCUUAUUUAUAAAUAUGUAUGAAACUAGACUUUAACACUUUCUGUGGAAUGUGGCCCAUAUAUAUAUUGAUGCCUGGUUUUCUUCUUGUAUAUUUGCUUUUCAAUCGUGUUUUUGUAACUUAAUCAUGAAAACGUUAGCGGUUCUUGUUACCGACGUUUUUGUUCCUAAUUGGAAAUACAGACUUGGAAGUUUGCAUUGAAACUGAAACAUUAAUGGUUGUUACCUUAGCUUGCUGGGCUCCCACAGGGCUACAUAUGAAUUAUUGUGCAGCAGAAGGUAAUUUACACUGACUUAAAAUCAGUCUUAAACUGUAGUCUCUAAAGAUGGCCAUUUUUUUACGUUUCAAGACUUUAGGCGGAUGUAUAUUGCAAGUCAGAUGGGCAAAGCUGUCAAGACGGCUUCACGAUUCUAUUUUUAUAAUAACACGGCGCAUGUUACAUACAAAGGCGUCACAUUUUUGCUGGUCACGGCUGCUAGCAAAUUAUAUGUAUAUGUAGGAAAACUUGAAAUUAGUUUCCUUUUGAGCCUAUCUUUACUGGAAGGAGAGAGGUGCCAUGUUUUAACCAUUCUUUAUCAGGGUAAUGUGGCGCAGAAUGGCAAAUGUCGAAUGUCUCCAUCUAAGCUUCUGUAACUUGAUCGUUUGGUUUUGUAACUGUGCGGCACAAUUUGAUGUGUGUCUCUUUGUUUACCUGAUAAUUAAUACACUUCCACCUUGAAUUUAAUUUGAACCGUGGGCAAAUUAUGUUCUGCUUUACUGGUAAUAAUGUGGUAUUUUAUUAUCUGAAUUGGAUAUUCAGUAAUUGUUAGAAACGGAGAUGUUAGGGAAUAUCUUAAAUUGCUCUUCUGAAUAUAUUUCUAAUAUGUUAGAACAGGUAUUAUGAUGGGGAAAAUAGGAUGGGAAGGAAAGCAGUGAUUCUUCUACAAAACAAAGUCAUGGUCUCAUUACUAGGAAGGAAAACAUUGACCUUUUUUCCCAAGCAUUUUGAUUUUUUUUUUACUUUUUUUGGCCGUGUUUUUGCUUUGUGAGCCGCAGUGAACAAGCGUGCAGUUGCAGGAUGCUAAUUCAGAGCAGUGUAGGCCAGAAUAUUGUGUGGCGUUUAACUGUUUCAACACUUCUAUUUUUCAUUAUACCAUUGAAACUUUAAAAGCUCUCUGUAUUCCUUCUUUCUUCCCUCAGUGCUUUUGUUACAAAUAUUUGCACAUAUUAGGUGAGGACCAAUAUAAUUUUGAAAAAUGACUUCCUACACGGGCAGCUGGUAAACGUCCACUGUGAACACUGAGCAUUGAACAAGUAUAAAAAUUUGGUGAAACUGGAGAUCUGAAAUGUUUUUGGUAGCAGCUACAUGGGCUGCACUCAUUCACUGCAGGUAGCAUGUACUGUACUGUUUAAAUGUCUAUCUGCUUUAACAUUUAUAAUGUAAUUUUAGUAUUAAAAUACAAAUGAAUACCUAGUUUGAAAUUCCUUGCUAUUAGUUCCAAAAUACAAGAAGAUACCAAUUGAAAUACACUGCGUACAUGUUGUAUUUUUCACCCCGAGUGACAACGUCAUUUCUGUUGAUAAUAAAGGUCCAAUCAUAAGAUUUACAGAGCAGUUAAAGCUUUCUAUCUAUGCAAGUUGUUGUGAUGUUGGGUGGGAAAAAUACUUGUUAUUUUCCGAAAGGACAAGCCUUAUUGCAGUCACAGCCCUCAGGUUGCAAAGCUGAGAAUGAAAAGUGGACAGGGAAGGCAAACUUGAAUUUACACCCUACAAGGAUGACUUACAAAAAUAUCCAUUUGCGUAUGUAAUAAAGCAGAAGACUGAGAAGAGGGAGAAAAACAUUUGUAAUGGUGUUGUUUGGUGUUUGUAACUGGCUUCUACUGCGGUUUUGUGGAAGGAGUGGAAAUGUGGGGUAGGGUCUGCAGUAUCAGCAAGUGAGACACGUGUGGGAAAUCUCUGAGAAGAUCUCAAAUACCUGUUCUGCACAGAAAGGUUUGAAUGUGUGGUUGGAACUGCUGGUUUGUUUUUUCCCCUCUCGUGCUGCCAAGCUCCUGGAGAAGAGUCCAUUCUCCGUUGGUGCCCCAAGCCCCCUGCUCCCCUCGCCGGCCAGCCUGCAGCUGGCACAGCUCCAGGCGCAGCUCACGCUCCACAGGCUGAAGUUGGCUCAGACUGCCGUCACCAACAACCCGGCUGCCGCCACCGUCCUCAACCAGGUGCUCUCCAAAGUGGCCAUGUCCCAGCCACUCUUCAACCAGCUGAGGCACCCCACUGUGAUGAACACCCCGCAGGGACACGCUGCGGGGCCGCAGCAGGGGCCCGGCAUGGCUGGCGCGACGUUCCCCUCCGGCGGCAUCGCUUUUCCUGCACAAAACCCAGCCUUAGCUGCGCCAGGGGGCGGCCUGGGGCCUGUCCAGGCCCAGACCCCCAACGCCAUUGUCAUGAGUCCCUUUGGCGGUGUCAUGGCUCCCACCUCCAGCCAGCAACUGGUGGUGGGCCUCAACAAGGCAGGCACUUCCGCCUCCGCAGGGGGGUUUUACGAGUACAACAAGCAGAACGCUGCCAACACCGCCCCUCAGGUGUACGCCUCGGAGGGGGACCAGCCCGGCCAGCACGGCUUCCUCACUGGUGGGGCCCACGCGGGCUCCUCGGCAGCAGGGCCACGCUAUGAGGGUCCCUUUGGGGCUUCCACCCAGCUGCAGCAUGAGGCGGCGGCCGCCUUUCCCAAGGAGGCCUACGGGGCAGCGCGGGCCUUCCCCAGCGACCCGAACACGGGCUCCCAUCCGAAAGGAGAUCCUGGCCCUGUCUUGCAUGCCAGCGGUGCAAGCAACCAGUGGGAAAAUAUCCCUAAUUUUGCCAGCCAAAACAAGCCUGACCUCGUGCCCGGUGACAGCCUGUGGCCGUCAGCGAGUCAGCAGCAGUAUGAAAUAAGAAACGAGCUCUACAACCCCGAAGAGCCGACACCUGACACAAAGUUCAGCGCGGCCGCCCCCCCCGCCUUCGGCCGCCUCAACCACAGCCAGCAGAGCUUCGGCAGCCCUCGCAUGAGGCAGAAGGAGGAGCGGGGCGGCGGCGUGCCCGACCUGCCUGCCCGCUCCCUGCCGCCACACCAGCUGGGUGACCUCCGCGGCGUGGCCCCCCUCCACUUCCCCCACGUCUGCACCCUAUGCGACAAGAAGAUCUUCGACCUGAAGGACUGGGAUCAGCACAUUAAGGGAAGUCUUCACAUCCAAAAAUGUAUGGCUCUUUCAGAUAACACUGGUAUCCGGUGUGUAUUAAGCUCAGCAGAUGGAACGUUGCAUUUAUCACCAAAUAAUGCAGCAGUUUUCAAUCCAUCUAGUAUUGAAGAUUAUCCACCAAAUGUUGGCUCAUCUUUCAUCACUACGUCAGCAAGAUCCUUUGGCCAGCCGGGUCCUACAUUUUCUUCUCCUCUGUCAGGGUUUCCCCAGAGGAAAUCUACACUGGGUCGAGUUGUACACAUCUGCAACCUCCCCGAGGGAAGCUGCACAGAGAAUGAUGUCAUUAACCUGGGCCUCCCGUUUGGGAAGGUCACCAACUACAUCCUCAUGAAAUCCACUAAUCAGGCCUUUCUGGAAAUGGCUUACAGUGAAGCAGCACAAGCCAUGGUGCAGUACUACAAAGAAAAACCUGCAAUGAUAAAUGAUGACAAGCUCCUUAUUAGGAUGUCUAAAAGAUACAAGGAAUUGCAGCUGAAGAAACCAGGUAAGAACGUGGCUGCUAUCAUCCAGGACAUCCACUCGCAGAGGGAGAGGGACCUGCUGCGUGAAGUGGACAGCAGGUACGGCACGGAGAGACCCCGCUCCCGCAGCCCCAUAAGCCGCUCCCUGUCGCCCCGAUCCCACACUCCCAGCUUUACUUCCUGCAGUUCACCCCACAGCCCGAUGGGGACCAGCAGGACCGACUGGGGAAAUGGGAGAGAGUCGUGGGAUCAGUCCCCAUAUUCUCGACGGGAAGAAGAAAGAGAUGGCAGAGAAUGGCGAGAAAAUGGGGAUGAGAAGAGGGACAGGACUGACACGUGGAUACAUGAGCGGAAACAUUAUUCCCGACAGCUGGACAAGUUUGAUUUGGAUGAACGGCUUGAAGGAGGCAGAGGGCACAGAGAAAAAUAUUUAAGGAGCAGUUCCCCUGGCUCCCUUCACCCUUUAUCUGGCUACAAGAGCAGGGAAGAUGACUAUUACCGAAAAAGCUCUAAGUCAAAAUCUGACAAGUUUCAGAGGCAGCUGCAGGAUUUACCUGGGAGAUCUAAGAGAAAGGAAGAGGCAAAGUUAAGGGAACGCAGGCAUUCUUACAGCGAGGACACUGCCAGGGAGGAGGCAGCUGAACAGAAGCAUAGCAAAGCAUCCGAGGGCUCCAGGCAAAAACAAAGCGAUAAGAAUAAGGUGAAGAAAGCUGAAAAAGACCAAGAGGAAGAUGCUGCUGCUGAAGGCAGUGAUGUGAAGGAAACCAAACCUCCCGAGAAUGAGCUUGCAAAAGAGGAGCAAGUUCCAGAGAAGAGCUCACCUUCAGCUAAUAAACAAGGAAAAGAAUCUGGAGAGAUUCUGGAAAACACAAGAAAAGAGAAGGACCGAGACUGGGAGAGUGGAAGUGAGAUAGAAGGUGAGACCUGGUAUCCUGCUAACAUGGAAGAAUUAGUGACAGUAGAUGAAGUGGGAGAAGAUGAUUUAAUUAUGGAGCCUGAUAUAACUGAGCUUGAAGAAAUAGUACCAGUUGAUCAAAAAAAUAAAACUGCUUCAGAAAUGUGUGCCUGUAUGUCAACCAUGUUAGAACUGAAAAACGAUCACAGCCACUUAACCAGGAGUGAAGACAAAUUUACCCAUAAACCUUUAGAAACAAACCUCAGAUCAGCAAAGGGCAGUGUAGCUUCUAGCGGCUGUCAGGAUGAUGAUGAGGAUGAUGAUAAUGAUGAUGCUGUAACUGAAGCAUCAAGCCUAAAUCUGGACCCUGAGCAGAAGCCAGAGGAAUUGCAAGAAGACCAAUCUGCUAAGGAGUCUGAUCCCCAGCAGAAGGAAGGAAAAAUUGAUAAGAGUUCUGACACUCGUUCAGAGCCCGAAGAUCACCAUAUACCUUCUGUUCAUCUGAAAGAAGAGACACUCCAGCUCCCUGAUACAUUUAUAGAUGAUUACAAACAGAUGGGAUCACAAGGAGCUGAGAGCAGAGAAGUUAUGGAAAUGCUUGUUAAAAACGCUAGUGAAGAAACAAGACACGGAAGCCAAGAGUGUCCGGAGGCCAAGGCAAAUUCUAGGUACCUGGAAAUGCGAUCUCUGGAAUACCCGGAGGUAGAAUCUAAAGGAAGGCACUCACCACCAGGCUGGGAACAAGAGGACGUCUUCACCGAACUCAGCAUUCCCCUGGGUGUGGAAUUUGUGGUCCCUAGAACUGGAUUUUACUGCAAGCUCUGUGGACUCUUCUACACAAAUGAAGAGACAGCAAAGACAAGUCACUGCAGAAGUACUGUUCACUACAAAAAUCUUCAGAAGUAUCUAUCCCAGCUUGCAGAAGAGAGUCUGAAAAUGAAGGAAGAAGGCAGCCCUCUGCCGCAGGACGACACUGGCAUUGUUCCUCACUUCGCAAAGAAAAAACUAUGAUGCAGAUGAACUGGAGGAGCUACAAGGAGUGAAUGCUGAUACCUUAUUUUUUUUUUUUUUAUUUCUAUGAUAUAACUGUCAAUUUGCACUGUACAGAGGAGGGGAAAUAAAGAGCAUGUUCCAUGCAUCUAUGCCCAGAGUGCCAUUAAAAACCAAAAUGCCUGAAACUGUUUCCCACGGUGAAGCAAUGCUGGCAUAUCUGUAAGAAGUGGAGCAAUUCUUUCUCACACUCUGCAUGCUGGGAGUGGUUCCUAGAUUAAAUCAGAAUUCUCAGGGAUUCCUAAAGUUUUAAUUCUGAUGUGACACAUCAGGUCGGGCAGAGUAUUUAGAAGCACUCAGCAUCCUCCAGUGGACGCUGGAAGGAAAGGAGAUGUGACUAUAAAUAGGCUUUAAUAUUGCUUUAAAUAUCUUCAGCCAUUUUGCUCAUUGCCCCAGUGAGAAGUAGGAUUUGCAUCAGACAUCUAAAGCCACUGUGCUAAAACUAGUCAGUAGAUGGCAUGAUACAAACCCCAGCAGCAUCCACCUCCAUGUGUCCUAGAGCUUGGUGAAAUGAUAAGUGUUUGUGUUGUUAAGCACUGACUGUGUUGUACGAACGCAGAGGGAGCCACAGUCUGUCCCAGGGACCUUAUAGCCUGAAUCCAGCACAGCGAGAGCAAUUCAGACAUGUGCUGACAGACAGCCAACCUGCUCUGGUUUUCAGCAUUUUCCAUGGUGUGAUCAGGAUGUUCUCCAGGUACCGUUGUGUUUGAAGCUCUUCUUUUUGAUAAUUUUAAAGGGUGCCAACUUUGAGUCUUACAGACUUGAAACUCUCAUGAGAGACUUUUUAAAGUGCCAUGGACCAUGUCUCUUUUGGACGUUUUCUUCAAGAUCUUUGCUUUUAGGGUCUUUUUGUUUUCCUUCAAGCUUGCUUUUCCUCAGCUUGGCAAUGUUGAAUUUUCCUGGUUUUCAUGGAAAGAUGCCAGACUUUUAAUAUUGUUCUUGUAUUUUAUUUCCCUGAAUUUUUUAGGGCAAAUACAACAACUGAUGGCUCACAGACUGCUGCACUGAGAACACAGGAUGCACCAGCAGCUCUGGCAUUAUUAUGAGCUAUUGUUUCUGCAGAGUUGUUGCUCAGUAUUUUGCAGAGUCCCUUUGAAAUGCACGGCACAAGUUUCUGGUUUAUUUCAAUAGGGCUUUGUGCAGUAAAGUGAAUACAUAGUCAAACCGUUGCCAGGAUUGAUCCUGGAGUUAUGCUUUUAUAAAUACCCCAUGCAAUCUAGAUAGAUGAGGAUUUGCAGAUGUAUUUCCAUUUUUAUCUGACUCUAAUAUUCAUCACAGUAUUUUCUGUAAAAAUUGCUGGUGCUGGAUGUCCUGUUUAGAUUUGUGCAGAGGAAAUAGUUUCCCAGAAGGUUCUAGCCAUGCCUAAGAAUGACAUGGAUGUAGCAAAAUAUUGCAGAGUGACUAAACUGCCAAAACUCUUUCCACCAAAGUAUUUGUUCCAUUAUGCUUGUGCCAGCAGCAAUGCUUGUUCUCUGAAGUACCCUGUAGCCAGAGGUGCCUGGUGUUGUUGCCUGAAGCCCUUGUUCCUUUUCAUGGCCUGUGCUUUCCACUCAUUUUUUACCAGAGGUGCGUUCGGACUUCAUAUUUGGAAUUCUAGCUUCUCACAAGUUGACCGAUUCAUUGCAUCCCAGAUUCAGACAUGGCCUAUCCAAAAGACAAGGGGAAAUGAAAAACAUUACAGCCGAAAUCCUCCUUUGUCCAGACUUGAAGUAUGUUAAUAAUUGGGUCCAUCUGUCAUUUAAAACAGCUUUUGUUGUUGUUGUUUUUCCCUAUGGAAAAAAAAUAACAAUAUUGCAAACCAGGUAUUUUUCCUUCAAGGUUUGGGGUUUUCUUUGACUGUUUGUUUUUCACAUUGCACUGAAAUUUGAGCACAGGGCUCUUCUGGCAAGAGCUUGUAUUGCAAGCUGUAAAAAUAUGAAAAUGGCAGUAAAGAUUGUGAAAUUGUCUUCUAAAGCACAGCUCUUAAGCUGGUAAUGUAUCAUCUGAAUAUGAAGUUCCCUUCAUGCCCUUCAGCACAAUCCGAGCACAAGGGAAGGAAAUCACUACAAAUGCAAGCAUCAAAUCUUUGAUGCUAACCCUGCUAUCAAACUGGGGCUCUCACCGGCCUAAUGGGAGCUUGUUAAACCAUGUGGUUAAGCUUAAUUGGAUGUGAGACAUAGCUGACUGUAUAUCAAAGUCAUAUGCCUCCAGCAAACUCUAUCCCCAGAUAACCUCAAAUGAGAAAAGUAUCACUGUUAUUAUUCUUUAUUUGUAUUGCAGUAGAAGCUACAGGUCCACUGUCUUUAUUAUAGGCAUGGCACAAAUCCACAACAAAGACUUUCCCAGGCCAAAGAGCUUUAAAUCAGACUUUCCAAAAACAGACAACAGGUGGAUACAGGCAGGCAGGGAAAUCAGUAGGUAACCAUGAGAUUUUGACUGGCAGCAGAAGAAUAAUUAAAAUGAGUGUUUACCCAGGGGCCUAUUUUUGGAUUUACGGGAGGUGAUUCAAACUACUUUCUACCUUCUCUGGUUCUGAACCAGGUUCACUCCCAUUAUACACAGCUUGCAUAUUUAACCUCCUUUUUUUUUUUUCCUGGCCAGUUGCAUUAGACAUGCAAAAUCCCUUAUUGAGAGAGUGGGCCUUGGCAUCCUUCAGUCCCCGAUCGCUUAAGUUCCAGUCUCCAUCCAGGGCUCCAAAAGCUGGAGUCCUGUCUUAGGCUCACCAGGAACUGCCCUGGCUCCAGGUACCUUGUUUGGGUCACAGGGACAGGCCGUUGCUUGCCACGGAGGAAGGAGGAGGCUCCAGAUGGCAUCUCUGCCCUGUGAGUUUCCUCUUCUGGAGGGUGAUGACUCAGGUGAGUGAUGCAGGUGCAGUGCCCAGCCCCACAGACGUGAUCAGACCCAGACAUUUGGAGAGGUGGUUUGGACACCCCAUCCCUUUGGGCUCUGUCCUGACAAAACAGCAAUCUGCAAAAUCCUGGGUACGGCCAAACACGCAAUUCCCCUUUUGAGAAGGUCUUUUCUUCCUGUAAGGCUCAACAUUUGAAAGCUGUUAAAUGCAAUCCCAAGUCUCAACUAGCUCCUGACAAUCCCUGUGAUCAGUUUUCAGCCUGAUGCACUUUGAGAACGCAGAGAUAAUCUCCUUCCCUCUCCAACAGCCCAUCAUGCAAUGCUGACCGGCACUCAACUCCUCAACUUCUCUCUACUACCUAUUCUGCUGAGGAAGAAGGCCACUCUAGGCAGCCGCUUACCUUUCUCAGCUUGUGUAAAAAUGUGUUCUUUCUUUUGGUUUAUUAUAUUUAAAAUCUUGACUUCUUUUUUAGCUGGCAUAAUUCAUCAUCACUAUAACCCACGCUGUUUAUUAAUACAUAUAUAUAUAUAGCACAAAGCAGGCUCAGGUCUAGCCAAACAAAUAUUGAUAUUUAAAAGGAGCUUCCUUAAUAUAUUCAAACCAUUUCAACACAUCUCAACCAAAGAUUGCACUUUUUGAAUAGGGACUAUGUUUUUCAUCUUUGUGAGAUCUGUAUUGAUCUCAAAUAGUCUUUAAUGUCAAUUUGAAACUUACUUGCUUUAAAGUAAAAAACAAAAAAAUUAAACAUUUGCCCCAUAAGGUGAGACAAAGUUUCAUAUUGGCUUAAACACUAAAUUAGUGUUAGGCUGGUUAUAUUCAGGGUUUUUCUAUUCUCUAAGGAUUAAGGCUGUGAUUUGUUGAAUUAUACUUGAACUGGACCAGAUGUACUAUUUAUUGAGCUUAUAUAUUCUUGUUAAUUUAAGUUUUGGCUUGUAAACAAAUUGAAUUUGUUAGUACUUGUUUAAUUAUGUAGGAACUGUCACCAAUAUUAACUGAUCUGUGUAACUGAUUGCAAAGUGUUUCAAUUUGUGUUUCUUAAAAGGAAAUAUUUUAAUAAAGAGAAUCAUAAAGCA